This is a messenger RNA of Falco peregrinus (peregrine falcon), 854 nucleotides long. Its product is annotated as basic proline-rich protein-like. The transcript is spliced from 2 exons. Bases 1 to 732 code for a protein of 243 amino acids. Lineage: Eukaryota; Metazoa; Chordata; Aves; Falconiformes; Falconidae. The record is from RefSeq and is a predicted model, not a curated record.
AUGGGGCAGCGCGGAUCCGCUCAGGCCCCGCUGUCACUCCCAGCGCGGCCGCCCCCGCCGCCGCCCAGCGAGCCCGGAGAGCCGAGCGCGCCGCCGGCCCCGCCCUCGCCUCGGCCCGCGCCACCGCCGCCCGGCAGCGCCGCCCCGAGCACCUGCCCCGGGCGGAGUCCCCCGCCGCCGCGGCUGCCCCCCUCGCCCGCCGCCGGCGGGGCCGCCACCCUGCCCCUUCUCCGCGGUAUUUACACCGGCCGCCUCCAUCUUGGCGGCGGCGCUCCCCACCCCGCGGGACAGCACCGGCCUGGCUUCGUGCCCAGAGGGAGCAGCCCGGGCCGCUCCGCCGGGAAAGGGCCCCGCGUCCUCCCGCCGGCUGCGGGCUUCACUCCGCCCCUCGCCGGGGCAGCCCCACAGCGCUGCGCCCCGAGGGACGGCGGAGUUGCCCCCGUUCCGCAGCCGCGGCCUGACGAAGGCGAGCGGCCCCGGGGCCGCAGGGGCCGUUCGGCGGCGAGGCCCGCCCUGCGGUCGGCCCGGCCCGGCCCGGCAGGCACCGGCGCCGUUCGCCUUCAAGGACCCGGCGCUCUGCGGGAGGUUUGCAGGAAAUCUCAGACAGCUGCAGCGCGGGGCGCUCGUAGCGGCGACAAAGCUGAGCGCCAAACGGCACCUCAAGUGUCACAUCUUCCCUCCCUACUUCGCUUUAGCGGGAUCCCAUUGACAGAUGAAUUUGUGCAAACCUAGCAGAGGAAUCAGUAUGAUAACUCCAGGUCCAAAAGUUGUCACACCUGCACUGGUACAGUACAGAAAGAACCACUUACAUAAUAUCAUGUAAUCUACAGAGCAGUACCUAUAAAAUAUCGUUU